GUGUUAAAUGGUUUCUUAGUUGCUAGACAGGGAGAAAAAAUGGACGAUCACAGACCAUUCUUUGUAGAUUAUUAUAUCAAGGGUUCAGCUUUUGGCUCAUCAAAGCUAAAUGCCGCAAGACCUAUCUAGUUGCUGUGAAUUAUGCCAAGACGACAAUGGAGUGCUUUUUUAAUGGUACAAUGCAUUUCACCUACCAGAUAGGGGGAGUCCACGCUGAGAGAUGGGGAUGUCUUGUGAUGUUGGGUGAUCAGUAUCAAUGAAGGGGGUUAUUCUGAAAAGAGACAGAUUAAAAUAAAGCGCUCUUUGCUCGGGAUGUGCUGGAAGCAGUUGGGAGGGCUACCCGGAGCGGGCGGCCGCGGCAGCCCCGCGCCGCACUUUUCCCCCUCCGCACAAGAAAAUGAUCAAGUCAAUCAUGUGGACAUGCUUCAUUAUUCAUUGAACACAAUCUUUUACAACGCUCCGUUUACGUGCGGGAGUUUCUUCUACGCUUUGCUUUAAAUUUUAAGCUAAAAAAUUCUCUAUAAUCCUUUUUUGGGAGUUCGCACGGGAGGUUAAGUGAAUGGUCCACCUGCUUCCUUGUACACUGACAGUGGGAUGACAAAGAAGCCAUUGGUCCUUAUUCAGUGCUCUUUAAACAGGUGCUCUCUGUAUUACAACAGCAGGAAUGAGCUAAAAUCUUGAGGAAUACAGGAGUAAUUCUAUGCAUACUUUGGAUGGUUCCAGACUUAACUUCCGUAAAACAACUAAAAGGUGUAAAUGCAGUUGCGACCUUCAGUACCUAUCCCGUGUCUUUUAAGAAUUUCCUCAGCCAGGGAACAGAUUCGUUGGUUUAAGAGUAACUGAUCCCCAGCAAAUAUGGUGUAUUUCUGCAAAGCACAGGAAACUCGUAAUUUCUAGAGGACGGAUGGCAAAGUAUCCACUUCUGCUUGACUCCGCUAGCCUCAGUUUAGGACGUUGUUCCCUUUGGCUCUGAGCGUGGUAAAAGAUCUACAAGAGCUUUCGUCAUCCAUUGAUUAAAGAAUUAAACCUCGCCACGCUCCGGCCAGCUAGAUGGGGAAACUGAGGCAAAGAGGUUAAAGGAUCUCUCCUGGGCCACAGAGUGUGUUGAUGUCCGUUCCCACUCCCUAGACAUGUGCACAGACUACUAGACUUCACUGCUCUGGCUGCAGCAGGGAAGUGGGACGCCCCUUUGGCAAUCUGUCAGUGCCAACCUGAGCUGCAUCCUUUCACUGGGUAUUUUCUAAGCUGACUGACGGUCCUUAAAACAAGUAUGCAGUUAAGCUGCUAAGAGAUGGAGGAAGCUAGUUUGUGCCUUGGUGUUUCUUCAGCUGUGCCAGAAGCUGACGCCCAUCUCAACACCACCAUACUCAAUGGGCAGUAUUCAAUGAGCCAGAAGCUGCACCAGAUCACUUCCCAGCUCAGCCAUGCCUUCCCGGAGCUCCAGAACAGGCAGAAUCCAGAGGAGAAGGCGUCAGCACCACUAGAAGACAAAAGCCACAUGUCCAUAGCAAACCAGCCCAUCAGCAGUCAGAUGGCAUUGUUGGCAAACCAGCUCAACAGGGAGGUCGACACCAGUUUGAAUGGGCGCGUGGAUCUGCAGCAGUUCUUAAAUGGGCAAAACCUAGGGAUUAUGUCUCAGAUGAGCGAUAUAGAGGAUGAUGCCAGGAAAAACAGAAAGUACCCGUGUCCCCUCUGUGGGAAACGCUUUCGAUUUAACAGCAUCCUGUCGCUACACAUGCGAACUCAUACUGGAGAGAAACCAUUUAAGUGUCCAUACUGUGACCACAGAGCAGCUCAGAAAGGCAACCUGAAGAUACACCUGCGUACUCAUAAGCUUGGAAACCUUGGCAAAGGUCGUGGAAGAGUCCGAGAAGAAAACAGACUUUUACAUGAGCUGGAGGAGAGAGCAAUUCUUCGGGACAAACAGAUGAAGGGCAGCCUCUUGCAGCCACGAUCCGAUGUGAAAGCACAGCAGCACACCCAGCCAAUGCCUCUUGCAAACUGUAACUUGUCUGUGCCAGCUAAUCACAGCACACCUGAUAUUUCAAACCCUGUUCCCUCUCCAAAGCCAGUCAGCGUCCAGGAAGAAGUUGUCGCUCAGACAGCUGGGUUCAGAUGCACGUUUUGCAAAGGCAAGUUUAAGAAGCGAGAAGAGCUGGACAGGCACAUAAGGAUCCUGCACAAGCCUUACAAGUGCACCCUGUGUGACUUUGCCGCCUCGCAGGAGGAGGAGCUGAUUAGCCACGUGGAGAAGGCUCACAUAACCGCAGAGUCGGCACAGGGCCAGGGCUCCAACGGGAAUGGGGAGCAAUCCACCAACGAGUUCCGUUGUGAGGUGUGCGGCCAAGUGUUUAGCCAGGCCUGGUUCCUAAAAGGCCACAUGAGAAAGCACAAAGAUUCCUUUGAACACUGCUGUCAGAUCUGCGGGAGGCGAUUCAAAGAGCCUUGGUUUCUUAAAAAUCACAUGAAAGUUCACCUGAAUAAGUUAUCUGUAAAGAACAAAUCUCCUAAUGAUCCCGAAGUACCUGUCUCCAUCAGCAGCAUGUCCCAGGAAGCUCAUGCAAACUUGUAUUCCAGAUACCUGUCAUGUUUGCAAAGUGGGUUUCUUCCUCCCGACAAAGCGAGUUUAAGUGAACAAAAUCAAAUCUAUAACAAAGGAGAUAUGCCCAUGAAAGAGAAAGAAGUCUUGGGGAAGCUCCUUUCGCCCAUUUCUGGCAUUGGCCACAGUAUUGCUGAAGGGGAUAAACAUUCUUUAUUGGGCUGUCUCAAUCUGGUGCCUCCUCUGAAAUCCAGCUGUAUAGAAAGGUUACAAGCUGCCGCCAAAGCAGCAGAGAUGGAUCCAGUAAACAGCUAUCAGGCCUGGCAGCUUAUGGCAAGGGGAAUGGCCAUGGAACAUGGCUUUUUGUCUAAAGAGCAGCAGAUACAGCGCAGCCAUGAAGACACUUUGGCAAAUGCUGGAGUUAUGUUUGAUAAGGAGAAGCGGGAGUAUGUGUUAGUAGGAGCAGAUGGCUCUAAGCAGAAAAUGCCUGCUGAUUUGGUUCACAGCACUAAAAUGGGCAAUCAGAGAGACUUGCCAAACAAACUAGACCCUUUAGAAGGCAGUAGAGAUUUUUUGUCACAUGGUAUGAACCAGGGACUCGAUUACAACUUACAAAGUCAUGGAAACGUAAAAGAAAAGCCAACUGAAUGCCCGGACUGCGGAAGGGUUUUUAGAACAUACCACCAAGUGGUCGUUCACUCCAGGGUCCACAAAAGAGACAGGAAAGGAGAAGAUGAAAUAAUUCAAGGUAAUCUUGAUGAGCGACGUGGGUCUGGCAGUGAUCAAGAGUCUCAGUCUGUCAGCAGGUCGACGACACCAGGGUCCUCUAACAUUACUGAAGAAAGCGGAGUAGGUGGGGGUCUCUCACAGACGGGGAGCGCCCAGGAGGACAGCCCACAUCCUUCCUCACCCUCCUCUUCAGACAUUGGAGAAGAAGCUGGGAGAUCUGUAGGAGUCCAGCAGCCAGCUUUACUGAGAGACAGGAGCCUUGGUUCUGCCAUGAAAGACUGCCCAUAUUGUGGAAAAACUUUCAGAACGUCCCAUCACUUAAAGGUCCACUUGAGAAUACAUACAGGUGAGAAGCCUUACAAGUGUCCGCAUUGUGAUUAUGCUGGUACUCAGUCUGCAUCCCUCAAAUACCACUUGGAACGGCACCAUCGGGAGCGACAGAAUGGAGCAGGACCACUCUCCGGCCAAUCUGCAAGUCAAGAACACAAAGAUGAGACAUCAAGUAAAAAUUCUGUGUUUAUUAGACCAGAUAUAUUGAGAGGAGCCUUCAAGGGGCUUCCUGGUAUCGAUUUCCGAAGUGGUAUGGUCUCGCAGCAGUGGACAUCAGGAAUGCUGUCUUCUGGAGAGCAGCAAGGACAAGCAGCUGGCAUGUCAUCUGAAAUAUCUUCAGAAAAUAUGAAGAGUUCAGACAUAUCUUCCAAAGGAACACACUUUUCUGAACUUGGCCGCGCGUACCAGAACAUGGUUGGGAACGGUGUGAACUUUCAAGGGUCUUUGCAAGCUUUCAUGGACAGCUUUGUCCUAAGUUCUUUGAAGAAAGAAAAAGAAAUGAAGGAUAAAGCGCUCUCAGAUCCACUUUCAGCAAAAGCUCUGGGCUCAGAUGGUGGCGAGGAAAAGAUAAAUAGCAAGUCCUCGCAGCGAAAAACAGAAAAGUCACAAUACGAACCACUUGACUUAUCCGUAAGGCCAGAUGCAGCCUCCCUCCCAGGUUCAUCUGUUACUGUGCAAGACAAUAUCGCUUGGCACGGCUGCUUAUUUUGUUCCUUUACAACUUCAUCUAUGGAACUAAUGGCUCUGCACCUCCAGGCCAAUCACUUGGGCAAGGCUAAACGUAAAGACAACAUCAUAGGGAACAACAAAGACCAAUCUAGAGAAGCUUCAGCCUCGGUUAAUAAAGUGAGCUUGCUUCCCUCUUCUGUGCAGUCCAGCAAGGAGGCGGUAGUUUCAAACAUGCUGAGCCAGCUGGACUCAGCUCCUGAGAAAAUGACCCAAGGACAAAAUAAAGAGACCCUGGGAGAGGCGAAGAGCACCGCCUGGCCCAGCCACAUGGAAUCCACUUUUUGUAAUUUUACAACAGACUUCUAUAAGCAGUUUGGUGUUUAUCCUGGUGUUAUUGGCACGGGAACACAAAAUUCUUGCACCAGUAAUGAAUCCGAAAUAAAAACACAAUCCGAAGACGACCCAAAUAUUCUGCUCUCUGACUCUGUAAAUAAAAGUGCUACUGAUGACCUUUCUGACAUAGCUUCAUCUGAGGAUAUGGAAUCUUCCAAGGAAGAAAACAUUGAAGAUGAGGACAUUGACACAGAACCAGAUAUUAUGAAUAAGCAGUUGUCUGCCCUAAAUAAAGAAAGCAGUGAAGGAGGCGACAAUAUACAAAGCGCAGUCACCUCACAACCAACACAAGGGCUUGUAUCACCACUGCCGCAAGCAUCAGAAAAGCAGUGGCACACUCAGAAUCUGCUGUCCUCCCAUGAAACUGCACAAGGAGUGAUGAAAGCCGAACAAGUUCAGGGUCCGCAGGUCCUGGAGAAGCAGAUGAACAUGUUGUCAGUCCUAAGAGCUUACAGCUCUGAUGGCUUAGCAGCCUUUAAUGGACUUGCAAGUAGCACAGCAACUAGUGGAUGUAUCAAGAGACCUGACUUGUGUGGUCACAGGCCUUUCCAGUGCAGAUACUGCCCGUACAGUGCCUCUCAGAAGGGAAAUCUGAAGACCCAUGUUCUCUGUGUCCAUCGCAUGCCUUUUGACAACAGCCAGUAUCCCGACCGCAGGUUCAAGCGCUCCAGAGUCGACUCCGAAGCUUCUGGGAAUUUGGAGGAACCUGGAGCUGUCAAACCGGGGAGCUCGGCAGAGCUAACGGAGGAGGGCAGCAAGGCCCAGGAGUGAUGCAGCCCGGCGGAUCCGUCUCCGUGCGGCGGGAGCCUUUUACACCGGCUGUAGACGUGCGUUCGGGUGAGGGUGGGCUAACUGCCUUCCAAGCGAAAGGAUGGCGUGCAAAUUCCCAGAAGUGUACAGGAUGCCGAAAACAUUCAAACAUAUGUAUAUGUGCACAGACACACACGUGCGCAUGUGUGUGUGUAUAUAUAUAUAUUUACACACAGAGACAUAUUCAGUCAAACCCACAUUGAAUAUAUAUCUACAUACACACACACACGCACCCAAAAUCCACACAUUCCAUACGUGUGUGCGUGUGUGUGUUUAAAUAUAUAUUUUACACACGCAAAAUAAAUUUCCAGCCCUUGAAAAUGGCUGCUAAACUGUUACCUGGCAACAAGUACUUCCAAACAAUGUAGGUGGGAUAACAAAGUGAUUUAAAAAUGUUAGGAGGUCGUUAGUUAUUUAAAAAGCAGGGCAAAUUUCAAACUUUAAAGUGGUCUUUGUCCAAAAAUAAUGCUCUUAACGGAAAAAUGAGACCGUCUAAACGAUUUAGUGUUGCCUUGAAGAUGGAGGGGCUGUGUUUUCAUUGUUGAAAACACCUUUAUAAUAUGACACCAGCUGCUGUCAUUUGCCUAGCAUAGUAAUGAGAUGUGUUGGUAGACUGCCAUGGUGCCAGUCUGACUGGAGCUGUCAUUGCAGAGAAAAUCAAUUCGAGUGGUGUUGCAACUGCAGUAUAGGAGAAACCUUAGACGGCCCAUAAGCUAGGGUCAGUACUGACCUGUACUGAAAAGUAUUGCGCUAUUACAUUUUCUUCUUUUGUUUUUUUUUUUUUUUCCUCUUUUCCCUUUUUUUUUAAUACACAGCCAAAUGAAUCAAUGGUUAGAAAAAAUUCUGCAGCCCGAUGUGCGAUUGCAGAUUUGAAAUGUAAGUCCAUUUUUUGUAAUCAUCUUGCGGUAUUGAGGGAAAUGCUUUUAUUCCUUGUUACUUUUUUUUUCCUUGUUGAUGAAGAAGUAAGUUGCUAUAAAAGUAGAAGUACAAUAUAUAGAAAUAUUGUUUAGUGAAACUAGUCAGCCUUAUCUAUAGAAGGUGCUGGUGAGAAACAGAAUUUUAUUACAUAGAAGGUUGGUAAUUUUUUUUUUUUCUCCUUCAGUUCUUUUAUUUUCUUGGUAUUUUUCAGACUUCCUUUAAAUUGCCUUCUUUUUUUUUUUUUUUUUCCACACUUGAAUGAAGGAUUCCCCAGUCAUGGUUAAUUUUCAUGUGUUAGUUUUUGUAAGUGUUACAGACAUAGUGCAGAAGUUUCUUCUGGAGCAAGCUCUUAUAAAGUAGCUUGAGCUAAAAUAUGAAUGCAAACUUCCUGCUCUUUGUCUCUAAUGGAGAAAAGUGUUUUAGCUGAUAUUUCUUUGGUUUUGUAAAGCAAAUGUGUUCUAUAUUUUUGCAGAUUUUAGCUUUUUUACUGAUUGGAUGCUCCAAAUUUAGUAAGGUCUUUGCCACAUAGGAAGCUUUUGAGAGAGUAUAAUGAACCACGUACUUAAAAAAACCCAUAAGAAAUAUAACUAAAGGUUUAUUCUGAAAUUCUCUGAAUGGCAUAAAAUUUUAGCCUUCUAAUGUACUUCCUUUGAUAGAAGCAAAAUUGGUGCUGUUUAUUGCAAUGGUAGAGAAGUAUUAACUUCUUCUAAAACAAAAUCAUCCAGACUUUAAAAAAAAAAAAAGUUUUAAAAAAAAAAGUCAAUAUUUCCUUGCAGGCUGGGAGCACAGAGUAAAACCCCAGGGCCUUAAAACUUCAGCUCUGCCUAAAGCAGUUUACAAAAAAUACUAAACUGCAAUCAAUGUAAAUAAAAUUCUUAGCGCUACCCUGAGACUGGAAAAAAAAAAAUCUCAGGCUAAUAAGGAAUACGGUUUGCAUAUGCUGUCGGAAAGGAUGUCAUCCAACUGAAGUUUCAGUUUAAAUGAGGUCACUGUGUAACUUGGACCCAUCUGGCACAGAGCAAGCUGCUUUUCUUGUUUUUCUAGUAUAGUUCUCACUGCCUUACUUAAAUCGAGUUGAUAAACUUAAUGCAACUGUUUCUAUGAUCCUAGAUAAAGGAUUGAAAUGUUAUUGAAACUUUCUGACUGUAGUAAGCUUUAGGAUUUUAACUGCACUACUGUGUUUGGUGACUGUGUCAGUCGCUUGCUUUUGUGUGUUUGCGCCGCCUUCAGUAUCUUAGCAAAAAAAAAAAAAAGAAAAAAAAGAGAGAAAAAAACCCCCCAAACCACCCCCCACAUUCCAUUUCUUGCACUUUUUGAGCUCUUUCAGUAUUCUUUUGUGUCUUCUGAGCAUUUUCAGAUACGACAGGCAAUAAUUCUGUUUGUGACACUGGAAACAUCUCCCGCUCCUUGUGAUGUGUGUGUUGAUUCCAUUUGGUCGGGUGCUACUGUCCCUAUCCUCCCCUCUGACAUAGCCCUUUUUUCCAGAACAUUUGUAACUUGUAAUACAAACAAGUGACAGCAGCAGUGAUGCAUUGUCAGUUUCUGAAUAUCAUCAUGCUUCUCAUAUCUAAACAUGUCAAGUUUUUUCUCUGUAACUUCUGUAGUCUGUGAUACUGGUCAUAAUACUGUCUACAUUCCUACACAAAGAAAAAUUUCUAUCUUGGAGGAAAUCUGAGAUCAAUAGAGUAGAGGAUUUUGUUGCUAUGCUUGUAACAAUUAGAAAACUUUGUAUUUAAAGUUUAUUCUUGGUCAUUAUUUAUUAUUAUAAUACAUCAGUUGACAGAACUUUAUUCUGGUAUAGAAGUAUUAAAAGUUGUUUUUUCAGCAAUGACUGUUUUCUUUCUGCUGUUAGAAUAAAAAUGUCUUUGAAGCAGUACAGUUUUAUCCAGUGUUUUACGCAAUAAAACCUCUACCUCUGAAAAAAAAAGUUUUCCUACUUGCUUAUGUUUAUUAGGAACAGUUAAAACAUUAUUUUCUGCAGCUUUGUCAGAUUUAAAAAAAAAAAAAUUAAUGUCAGUAAAUUCACAGUUGUUAGGCAGUUACUGGAGUGUAUUAUGCUGGGUGUGUGUGCUCAGUCCACUUAUUAAU
Molecule: messenger RNA, 8476 nt
Organism: Chroicocephalus ridibundus (black-headed gull)
Lineage: Eukaryota; Metazoa; Chordata; Aves; Charadriiformes; Laridae
Gene: ZNF536
Product: zinc finger protein 536
Exons: 12
Coding region: 1292-5431 (1379 amino acids)
Biological process (GO): regulation of DNA-templated transcription
Cellular component (GO): nucleus
Molecular function (GO): DNA-binding transcription factor activity, RNA polymerase II-specific; RNA polymerase II cis-regulatory region sequence-specific DNA binding
Source: RefSeq, a predicted model, not a curated record